UUACGGCGUCACCGGAAAAGAAACGGUAAACAUACAGGUUUUAUUCUCGCAUUCACAUAGCAACAAAAUGGCGGACCAAGAGGCAAAUAAUUCUGCUACUACAGAGGAGGCACCUGCACCAGAGGUUCAAGCGGAGGCUCCACCAGCUGAGGAUCAACCUCAAACACAAGAAGAAGCUCCAGCUGAGCAGACUGAAGAACCAGCCCAACAACCAGAAGGAGAAGUAACUGAGGCUACUCCAGCACCUGAAGAAACUGCUCAAGCUGAAGCUACACCUACAGAAACAGCUGAGGGUGGUGCUGAACAAACUGGGGAGACAGAACAAGUGCCAGAAGGUGGGGCUGAGCAAACAGCAGAGGGAGGGGAACAAAAGGCAGAAGGUCAAGAGGCCGGUGAAAGCGAAGUCAAGCCAGAGGGAGAGGGUGAGCAGAAAGAAGAAGGAGAAGCUACUGUUGAUGGGGAAGAGAAGCCAGCAGAAGAAGGGGCACCUGCUGAAGGAGGUGAAGAUCAAGAAAAGAAAGAAGGUGAGGGUGAGGCCCCAGCUGAGGGUGAUGCUCCUGCCGAGGGUGAAGCAAAGGAGGGUGGGGAGGAUGGAGACAAGCCUGAUGGUGAAGGAGAGGAGACUAAACCAGAGGGUGAAACAGAAGGGUCCAAAUCACCUGUUCCCCAGAGUGAUACCUUUGCUGAGGGUGAACGUGCAGAAAGUCCUGUCCCAGUAGGAGUUGGUGAAAAAUUAUCAAGAGAAGGAAGCCCUGUUGAGCAAACACCAGUACCAGUUCCAGAUAUCCUAGAACCAGGGACUCCUGAGAGGUCGCGACCUGGAACUGCUGAGGGGGACAAAGAAGGGGGACAAUUGGAAGCAUUUGAUGAGGAGGAGGAAGAUGAGGAGGAGGAAGAAGACGAAGAGGAAGAACCAGAGUUUGACAGAGAGGAGCUGAUAGAACGAUACCAUCAAGCUAUUGCCGAGAGAGAGCAGCUUCAACAGACAAACUACUCCCUGCAGCACAAACUAGCUGAAUACUUCAGGAAAAAGAAGGCAGAUGAAAGUCGACAGGAAUAUGAUAAAAAUGUCACAGAUCAAGAACAAAGAUAUCUCAAAUAUAUGGCUCAGUUAGAGGACCUGCGUAGACAGGACAUGCAAGAGAGGGACAACUACAAACAUCAGAUACAAGAGCUCAAGUCUCGCUGCGAGGAACGUAAAGAGAGAGUUGAUGAGGAACGUAAAAAGUUCAUGGAGUUCAAGAAACAAGUGGCACUUAAUGCGCUCAAUAGUAGAUCUGGUCGACCAAUACCACCAAAGGAUAUCGAACAGUAUUUAGCAGGCGAAGCAAGAAAAGAAGGGGAGGUGAUAAAUGUGAGACUGGAAAAUAUCAAACUGAAAAAUAAACUUAAGAAGAAAGAACACCAGCUCAAGUCUAAGGAGGAGUUAGCUGAAGGUUUACAUUUGAUAGAUUUUGAACAGCUGAAGAUUGAAAACCAGACAUAUAAUGAGAAGAUUGAAGAAAGAAAUGAGGAGUUGCUGAAAUUACGUAAGAAGAUUACCAGCACUGUUCAGGUGUUAACACAUUUAAAAGAGAAGCUACAGUAUGUCCAGGCAGAAAAUCAAGUACAGAAACGUAACCUGCGGGAAGUGGAGGCCGAAGUUGGACAGAAAAGAGAUAUUUUAUCUAGAACAAAACAAGCAAGAGACGCUUUAAGAAUUGAUAACCAACGUUUACGACAAAAUUGUGGACUUUUAGGGAAUGAAUCUUUACUAAGAGACUUUGAAGAGCGUAAAGAUGAAGGCGAUGACCUUCGUAAUAAACUUGAACAUCUGAAAAUGCAACAUGCAGAACUUACACUGCAUUGUAAUCAAGUGAGGCGUAAAAUUGAACAAGCCCGGAGUGGACGCGCUUAGAAUAUAUUGUGUUAAACAAAACUAACAAAAGUAAAGCCGGACUUUAGUUGAGUGGCAUUUAGUUUUGGUUAUGAAACGGAAAUAUUUUUAUGGAAUUUGAUAUAUAUGAAGUAUAUGGAGAGUACAUAAUUAUGUCAUUGUUUAUUUUAGGGAAUCUAGACACAAUGUCAUCUGUGUACAGUUCUGAAAUAAGUGUUUACUUGAAGUUAUUAAAUGUCUGUGAUAUAAAUAAUAAAACUUUUAUACAGAAAAA
Messenger RNA from Ruditapes philippinarum (Manila clam), 2150 nucleotides. Its product is annotated as coiled-coil domain-containing protein 96-like. Gene Ontology annotation, biological process: cilium assembly. Gene Ontology annotation, cellular component: ciliary basal body; axoneme. Bases 68 to 1897 code for a protein of 609 amino acids. NCBI's taxonomy places the organism in Eukaryota, Metazoa, Mollusca, Bivalvia, Venerida, Veneridae. The transcript has 11 exons. The record is from RefSeq and is a predicted model, not a curated record.